UGCCAGUCAAUGAUAGAUUGGAUAAAGAAAAUAUGGUACAUACAGCGGGACGUCUGGCUUCUGAGCGGGAACCUUUGUAGUGCCAGUGAUGAAAGAGAAAAUUAAAUAUGGGUGAUGUUGAGAAAGGCAAGAAAAUUUUUGUUCAGAAGUGUGCCCAGUACCACACCGUGGAACAGGGAGGCAAGCACAAGACUGGGCCUAAUCUCCAUGGUCUCUUCGGGUGGAAGACAGGUCAGGCCAUUGGAUUAUCUUACAUAGAGACCGAUAAGAACAAAGGCAUCACCUGGGGAGAGGAUACACUAAUGGAGUAUUUUGAGAAUUCCAGGAAGUACAUUCCUGGAACAAAAAUGAUCUUUGCUGGCAUUAAGAACAAUGCAGAAAGGGCAGACUUGAUAGCUUAUCUCAAAAAAGCUACUAGUGAGUAAUAAUUGGCCACUGCCUUAUACCUUAUAUUACAAAACAGAAAUGUCUCAUGACUUUUUUAUGUGUACCAUAAUUUAAUAGAUCUCAUACACCAGAAUUCAGAUUAUGA
Pongo pygmaeus (Bornean orangutan) is the source of this 532-nucleotide messenger RNA. Its product is annotated as cytochrome c-like. The record is from RefSeq and is a predicted model, not a curated record. Lineage: Eukaryota; Metazoa; Chordata; Mammalia; Primates; Hominidae. The transcript has a single exon. The coding region runs from base 108 to 425 and encodes 105 amino acids. Gene Ontology annotation, molecular function: heme binding; electron transfer activity.